AUGCUCAUGGGAUGCAACCUAUGGAUGAUUGGUUACCUGGAGAGUCUAUUGGGCCUGGCUCUCCCAAUGCACGAGGCACUCCUCGGCCUGGCCAGCGGCGUGCGACCUUUUUCUUCGUUUCUCGCGAGCCUGGCCGCUGCUGAGCGCUCCUCGUUCUCCGCCGCCGAGCUCACCAGCGCUGUCUCCGCCGCCGAGCUCACCAGCCCUUGUCCGCCGGAUUCGCAGCCCUUCUCCGCCGCCAAGGUUGUCCUACGCAGAUCAAACCUCCUAGGCAAAUCUGUUGUGCCUUUGUCUGCUCACACCUUCUUUGCUCUUCCGACGGUUCUUGCUGUUCCUGCAUCGGAGAUGGCAGAAGGUCAUGAACUGCCUAUUGUGGAUCUUGGGGAUGAUGUUGAGGUUGCAGGGCAAAGGGCAAGGGCUGUCAUGAGGUGGACAUCAGCCAUGUCUUCUUUUGUCCUCCGUCGCAUGUGUCAGCUGAUCACCACUGGUGUGAGGACUGAUAAGGGCUUCAAAGAGGUUCACCUAAACCAAGUUGCCAAGGCUCUCCAAGAGUUCUCAGGCAAUGAGGUCUCUGGUACCCAGGUGUACAACCACUUGAGGAAGUGGAGGCAGAGGUGGGUUAGGAUCACUAAGCUUAGAGAGCUCAGUGGUGCACUUUGGGAUGAAGACACAUCCCUAAUCACACUUGAGGAUGAGCACUACAGGGGCCAUGUCAAGACACACCCUAAGGAUGCUGACUUCCUAAACAAACUAAUUGAGAACUACCAGCAGAUGCAGAUCAUCUUUGGCAAUGGUCUAGCAACAGGCAAAUUUGCCAUGGGUUCAAAUGAGGCUCUUGGUUCACCAUCUGACUUUGUUGAGGGCGCACUGCUGGGUGAGGGACACAAGAGUGGACUGAAGACAGAGGAUGUGUCCAAGCUCUUUGAGGAGGGAACCAAGAAUCAUGAGGAAGCUGGUGGUAGUAGCGGCUCUGGUGGUGCAAGUGUUGGACAGAAGAGAAAGAGAAGUAUGCUCAGUGAAGAGGACACUAUUGUGCUUACUGGGAUGACAGCUGCUGUGAACAAUGUUGCUGAUGCUAUUCGUCACACCAAGGUUGAUGAGAUCCACCCUGAGCUCUAUGGGGCUGUCAUGUACAUGCCAGGGUUCACUGAGGAAGCUCUCCUAUAUUCCUUCUCCCAUUUGGUGGACAACAAAGCUCAAGGGACUGCAUUUGUUGGGAUGUCUGAGGCUCACAGGGUGCUUUGGCUGAGGACCUUCUUGACUAAGUGCCAAUGGACUGGAGCUUGA
Molecule: messenger RNA, 1287 nt
Organism: Zea mays
Lineage: Eukaryota; Viridiplantae; Streptophyta; Magnoliopsida; Poales; Poaceae
Exons: 7
Coding region: 1-1287 (428 amino acids)
Source: RefSeq, a predicted model, not a curated record